This is a messenger RNA of Pogona vitticeps (central bearded dragon), 3751 nucleotides long. Lineage: Eukaryota; Metazoa; Chordata; Lepidosauria; Squamata; Agamidae. The record is from RefSeq and is a predicted model, not a curated record.
GUGGCCUCAUGGGGAAGAGCCAUGCGCGGGACGGCCAUCCUCUUCUCAACGAGGGAGAAGAUGCGGAGAUGGAGAUAUUCGGCUACAGAACCCGGGGCUUCUGGAAGGCCCUGUGCCUGGCCGGGUACGUCCUCUCCUGCGGAGCCCUCUGGCUGGUGUUCUACUGGAAGCCGGAGUGGGGCGUCUGGGCGACCUGCCAGCCGUGCGACCUGGAGGAAGCCGACACCGUCCUGCUACGAACAACGGAUGAAUUUCAGAUUUACACCCAGAAGAGGGUGACCUGGAUUUCUCUGUCGGCUUUGAUCCCUGCGGAUUCCAGCCAUCCUCUGACGGCUGACGAAUGUUCUCUCCUGAAUAAAGUCAUAAUGAAACCAGAGUUGAAAGUGAGGUGCCUCACGGUGCAGAAAAUCCGGUACGUCUGGGAUUUCUCGGCCAAACGGUUCCAGAAGGUCGGAGUCCUUGAGGAUGGCUCAGAGAUCCACGCCAAAUUUGGGUCGGGGCUGGGGAGCCGAGAGCAAGAGAUCAGGAAGAUCAUCUGUGGGGCCAACACCAUCGACGUGGAGAUCACACCCAUCUGGAAGCUGCUCAUCAAAGAGGUCCUCAAUCCAUUUUACGUCUUCCAGCUGUUCAGCAUCUGCCUGUGGUUUGCUGAGGAGUAUAUCGAGUACUCUGUAGCCAUCAUCCUCAUGUCCCUCCUUUCCAUUUCGCUCACUGUGUAUGACCUCAGGAAGCAAUCCACGAAGCUGCACCACCUGGUGGCAUCCCAUAAUAGUAUCCUGGUCCAGGUCUGCAGGAGAGAGACAGGGGUCCAGGAGGUGGAGUCCAGCCAUUUGGUGCCCGGAGACCUGCUGGUCCUGGGGGGUGGCCGAAGCCUCCUGCCUUGUGACGCCCUCCUGAUCGGCGGCCAGUGCACGGUGAACGAAGGCAUGCUGACCGGUGAAAGCAUCCCUGUUGCCAAGACCCCUUUGCCCCGAGCGCACAAGGAUGCUCAGCCCUGGCAGACGAACCGCGCCGAGGACUGGAAGAGGCACCUCCUUUUCUGUGGGACUGAGAUUGUCCAGGCCAGGGGAGAUGGCGACGGGCCUGCCAAGGCAGUGGUUCUCCGGACCGGUUUCAACACAGCCAAGGGGAAUCUGGUGAGAUCCAUUCUCUACCCGAAGCCUAUGAACUUCCGGCUCUACCGAGAUGCCCUGCGGUUUCUCAUGUGCCUCAUAGGAAUCGCGGCUGUCGGAAUGAUCUACACCGUCUGUGUUUUUGCGCUCAAUGGGGAAGAGGCUGGGGAGGUGGUGAAGAAGGCCUUGGAUGUGAUCACGAUCGCCGUGCCCCCGGCUUUGCCAGCUGCGCUGACCACUGGGAUCAUUUACGCCCAAAGGCGGUUGCAGAGAAAAGGCAUCUUCUGCAUCAGCCCCCAAAGGAUCAACGUGUGCGGCCAGUUAAACCUCUUCUGCUUUGACAAGACCGGCACCCUGACAGAAGACGGGCUGGACCUCUGGGGGAUUGUCCUGGCUCAAGGAAAGAGCUUCCUGGCUGCCCACCGCUUCUCCUCCGGCCGCCCCUUGCCUUGGGGCCCGGCGUGGGCGGCCAUGGCCAGCUGCCACUCCUUGGUGGUGGUGGAUGGGAAGAUCCAGGGAGAUCCGCUCGACCUGAAGAUGUUUGAGGCGACUCGCUGGGAAAUGGAGGAUCCCGAAGAGGAGGAGGAGGAGGGCAGAGGUGGAGACUGGGCCCACACCGUGGUGAUCACCCCAGGAGCCAAAGCAGAGCAGGUGGCCGGGGGAGGAAUGGCCAUCUUGCGCCAGUUCCCGUUCUCUUCAGCCCUGCAAAGGAUGUCCACCGUUGUGCAGGAGUUCAGCGGGGGCCGCCACGUUUUCAUGAAAGGAGCCCCGGAGAGGGUGGUCCAUUUCUGCCAGCCAGAAACAGUGCCCACCAGUUUCACCCGUGAACUCCAGCUCUACACAUCGCAAGGAUUCCGAGUCAUUGGUCUGGGACACAAAGCGUUGCCCGCAGGGGUGGAAGCGGCUUCCCUGUCAAGAGAGGAGGCAGAGUCGGACCUGACCUUCCUGGGCCUGCUGGUCAUGGAGAACCGGCUGAAGAGCGAGACGACGCCGGUCCUGGAGGAGCUGAGCAAUGCCCGCAUCCGGAGCGUGAUGGUAACAGGGGACAACAUCCAGACUGCCAUCACAGUCGCCCGAAAGGCUGGCAUGAUUCCACGGGCAAGCAAAGUGGUCCUCGUUGAGGCCAGUGCCCAGACAGAGGGCAAUCCCUCUGCCUCCAUCGCCUGGAACCUCCUGGAGGAGAGGGAAGGGCGUGGCUUCAGUGGGGUGGAGGAGGGCCACCCCAAGGCUGAAGGUGGGCCUUCCCCCGACCCUGGGAGCAGCGGCAGGCUCCAUUUCUGCCUGAGCGGUUGGUCGUACGACGUCCUCGUUCGGCACUUCCCUCACUUGCUCCCAAAGGUUCUCCUCCACGGGACCGUGUUUGCCAGGAUGUCUCCUGCUCAGAAGGCCAGCCUGGUGCAAGAAUUCCAGAAGCUGGACUAUUUCGUGGGCAUGUGCGGGGACGGCGCCAAUGACUGUGGGGCCUUGAAAGUGGCCCAUGCCGGGAUUUCACUCUCGGAGCAGGAGGCCUCGGUGGCUUCGCCCUUCACCUCCAAGACCCCCACCAUAGAAUGUGUCCCCGAACUGAUCAAGCAAGGCCGAGCUGCUCUCGUCACCUCCUUCUGCACCUUCAAGUACAUGGUGCUCUACAGCAUCAUCCAGUACGUGGGAGUCUUGCUGCUCUACUGGCAAUUAAACUCCUUUGGGAACUACCAGUUUUUGUUUCAAGACUUGGCCAUCACCACUCUGAUCGGAAUGACAAUGAGCCUGAACGGCGCCUUCCCCAAGCUGGUCCCCUACAGGCCCCCAGCCCGGCUCACCUCGCCCCCUCUGCUGCUCUCCGUGGUGCUGAACCUCCUCUUCAGCCUGGCCACACAGAUCUGCGGCUUCCUGCUGGUGCAGAAGCAGCUGUGGUACAACCCCAAAGACCUCCUCAGUGCUUGCAGCCUCGGGAACACCAGCCAGCUGGAAUUCUCCUCCCUUGCCAAUGCCACCCUGGAGGGCAGCCCCGGGGAGGAAGACGAAGACAGCUACAAGAGCUACGAGAACACCACCGUGUGGCUCCUCUCCACCAUCAACUGCCUCGUGGUGGCCCUGGUCUUCUCCAAGGGGAAGCCGUUCAGACAACCCGUGUACAGAAACUACAUCUUCGUCCUGGUCCUGAUGGUGCAGCUGGGCGUCUGCCUCUUCUUCCUCUUCGCCCACGUCGACGGUCUCUAUGCCCGAAUGGACCUGGUGUGUACUCCGACCGUCUGGAGGGCCUCCCUGCUCCUCAUGCUGUUCAUCAACUUCAUCGCCUCUUUUGUGGCUGAGGAAGCCGUCGUGGAGAACAGAGCCCUCUGGUCGAGGCUGAAGAAAGCCUUUGGGUUCCGGUCCGGCAGCCGUUACAAGAAGCUGCAGCGGGCCCUGGAGAGGGACGCCUCCUGGCCACCCUUGAACAAAACUGACUUCUCGGGGUCUGUGGCAAUCCAUGUGGAUGGUUUUGGGGGGAUCUACAGCAACCCAGCCUUUGAGGACCAGGAGGAGCCGGCGUUGUCGUCGUAGUCCAAAUCCAGGAGGACCACCAGGGCUGAAAUCUUUGCCCCUCCAGGGCUGGACCCUGGGGGCAGAGCACAGAAGGAUGCUUUGGAGAGGCACCUCUCAGGGCAGGGUGGGAGUAG